CAUGACCCGAAGGCCCUGCGAAGCCAUGGAAACAAGUAAGCAAUUGACUGGAAGUGAAAAGCUUUAUAAAUGUUGCCACAUUGGCCUAUGGACAAACAACCUUCUAUACUGUAAGAACCUCUGAGCUGGUAAGAUGAACCUCUUAAGUUUCUACAAAAUGAUAUUGGUAUACAGUCUUCUUAUCGCCUUUUUGGCACUUUCUGGAGUGAACUGUGGCAUAUGUGGGAAGAAUUCUGUUGCUGAGUUGAAAAGAAACAUUCAGAACCUGAUGACAUGCUUGGAUAAGAACACUGGCAUUAGCUAUCCAUCAGAUUCUGGGUACCCUACUGGUGCACAAGACUCUGGAUACAGGAGCUGCAAAGAAAUCAAGAACUCAAAUAUAUAUGCGAAAGAUGGAAUAUACACGCUGAUCACUGAAGAUGGACUGAAGUAUCAGACCUACUGUGACAUGAUAACCAAUGGUGGAGGGUGGACCUUGGUGGCCAGUGUCCAUGAAAACAACAUGAACGGUAAAUGUACAGUGGGAGAUCGCUGGUCCAGCCAGGAAGGAAACAACAUCAACAACCCAAAAGGAGAUGACAACUGGGCCAACUACGCUACAUUCGGCCUUCCUGAUGGAGCUACUAGUGAUGAUUAUAAGAACCCCGGAUAUUAUAAUAUCUUUGCUAAAGACUUGGGGUUAUGGCACGUUCCGAACAAGACACCCUUGUCUAAAUGGAGAGAUACCUCUCUCUUAAGGUAUCACACAGACAACGGCUUCUUUUCUAAUGAAGGUGGUAACCUCUUCCAUCUCUAUAAGAAAUACCCAGUGGUGUACAAUGCUGGAGCCUGCCUCACAAAUAAUGGACCCGCUAUUCCUGUUGUGUAUGACUUUGGAAGUGCUGAGAAGACUAAAUCAUAUUAUUCACCAAAUGGACAAAAAGAGUUCACUGCCGGCUAUGUCCAGUUCCGGGCUAUUAACACAGAAAGAGCUUCCCUGGCUCUAUGUCCAGGUAUGAAGGUGACAGGAUGCAAUGUAGAACAUCACUGUAUUGGAGGAGGUGGUUACAUCCCAGAAGGAAACCCAAAACAGUGCGGAGACUUUGCAUCUUAUGACUGGGAUGGUUACGGAACACAUGCAAGUUGGAGUUCCAGCAAGGAAAUAACCGAAGCGGCUGUCCUCCUCUUCUAUCGUUAGUUUAAUGACAUGUCUUCAUUAAAUAUAAUACAUAGAAAUAAAUAUCUCUAAAGUAGUGCAAACAUUUUUU
Messenger RNA from Hyla sarda, 1247 nucleotides. Its product is annotated as intelectin-1-like. The record is from RefSeq and is a predicted model, not a curated record. Gene Ontology annotation, molecular function: oligosaccharide binding. Bases 134 to 1177 code for a protein of 347 amino acids. NCBI's taxonomy places the organism in Eukaryota, Metazoa, Chordata, Amphibia, Anura, Hylidae. The transcript is spliced from 9 exons.